Messenger RNA from Sorghum bicolor (sorghum), 1364 nucleotides. RefSeq lists its product as uncharacterized. The record is from RefSeq and is a predicted model, not a curated record. The coding region runs from base 566 to 1240 and encodes 224 amino acids. Lineage: Eukaryota; Viridiplantae; Streptophyta; Magnoliopsida; Poales; Poaceae. The transcript has a single exon.
CGUCCUCACUGGUACUAGGACCCUAAAGUCAUCCUCACAACCUAUCCAAUCGGCCUGCCUCUCGCAUCCCCUUCUCUUUUAAGCCUGCUAGAGUCGAGGAAGAAGGAGGAGGGGGACAUUGCGUCUCCUUGCUAGCGCUAAUUCCGCUGCCGCCAGAACUCGUCGCCGUGCAUGAGAAGAGAGAGAGGAGAUGUGGUUGUUGAGAAACAAAGUGUUGCAACACUCGGUUGUUGUAUGGUGUUCCUCUGAAUAAUCAGUAUUGAUAAUGACAUCUUCCUCUAAAUAAUAACAUGAGUAAAAAGCGAUUUGUGUUGUGCUAUAACACACACGGAGCACUCGUCACAAGAUUCUUUGUCCAGUGCCGAAUGCCGAUCGCCCACCCCCAUCCUCCAUCCACAAAAGCGAAGCGAUUACGCCAUGCACGAGCCGACAUGUCACACUUGUGUGCACCGCGCGAAUAUGUUCUCUCCUCCAUAAACCAACCAAUACGCCCACGGCUAGCUUAAUUCACCGCACCAUCACUUCGCUUGCAAACUCUCGGCUCCGUCAAGCACAGUGCACAGCCAUGGCUGCUCGCAGACUCGCACUCGCCGCCGCCGCCAGCUGCCACGCUCUGCGCAGAGCGCUCCACGACAAGCUCCGCGCCGUCGAGCUGCAGCUGCAGCUGCGGGCGUGCCACCGUUCCCUCGCCGGCGCGUCCUCUUCGACUCCGGCGUCGCCCGCCGUGGCCGCGCUCGGCGCGCUCCUGCUCAUCUGUGGCGCCGCGGCGUUCCCGCGAGCCGCGGCCUUCUUCCUGCCGCUGGUGGCGUCCACCUCCCUCUGCUGCGCGGCGGCGUGCCUGUUCGCCGCCGAGGAGCGGGCCGCGGCCAAGGAGGUCGCUGUGGAGGUCGUGCUCGUGGGCGGCGAAGGGAAGGCCGAGGCCGGGCUGCUGCAGGUGAUCGGCGAGGCCAACGCCAGCGCGUACGUCGACGGCGUCCAGGUGGGAUGCUUCCUGCGCAGGUCCGCGAAGCAAGGCGUCGACGAGGACGGCGAGGAGGUCGUCUUCGCCGGCACGCUGGCACCUUGCGCGGCAGGCGCCUUCGGCGUCGGCGCCGAUGCCGGCGGCGGCCAGAGGCGCGGCGCGCUGGAGGAGGAGCUCCUGGCGCUGCGGGUGGACAGGCUCGCCGAGGGCGUCUGGGACAGCUACUUCGGCGGGUGGUCCAGGUGGCACCACAUCGACGCCGCAGUCUCCUGCAGCUGAGCACUUGAUGACUCUGGUUCACCAUUAGGACCGUUUGAGAUAGAGCGGGGAUUUGUCUAUGCUACUGUACUUAUGUGAAAUUCAUGAAUUCUAAAUACAAAUUUGACCUAAAUUUGUGUUCGUA